Anthostomella pinea is the source of this 2367-nucleotide messenger RNA. The record is from the annotation of a GenBank genome assembly. Lineage: Eukaryota; Fungi; Ascomycota; Sordariomycetes; Xylariales; Xylariaceae.
AUGAAGAAGCUCGACAGAGAGGACCUACUGGAAGACAAUGGCUUUCACCAAAGAUUUCAUGAUCAGCAAUACACGUGGUGCCCUGCGGUGUUCGAUGUCGGCAUGGGCCAGCACUUUUCUGAGCAGGUCCUUCCCCUGCACCGAAAAGACAAGAUCGAGCCAUAUAGGGAUGACUACGUACGUUCACAGAACAACUCAACCCUGUGGGAGGUUCAGAUCCCCAGGGAGCUGGUAUCUCCUACCCUCCAGGGAAAGCUGGCACCUGCCACGAUCCAUGAAAAGCAUUGUCGCUGUGUACUCAAGCAAUACCCCGCCUCCAAGUACAAUUUAUUCUCGAACGACCGAAGAAUGGCUGAAGCACUCGGGAUGAAAGACCCAAGCCAGAUAACGGACGGUGUCGUACGACACUUCGGCUGGUAUCAGGCUGUCGACAGGUCAGAUGAUAACAAUCUCGAAGAAGUAUUCGUUAUCGUGAUGGAGUGGGGUGAGAUGGACUUCUAUACAGUCAUCCGCACGAUGUCCCCUCCCACUACACCGGCCGAAGUGAAGCGGUUCUGGGAGAAGAUGUGUCACGUGGCAUGUGCCUUGAAUGGGGUUCAUCAGUUGAUUCGACGAGACCUAACCUAUAACAUGUGCCAUGGUGACGUAAAGCUAGAGAACAUUCUACUGGUGGACGGCUCUUUCAAGCUCGCCGACUCUGCUGAAGCCAGGAUCGAAGUGUCUACUUCAUCGAACAACCCUCACACAAGUAUGCCUGGUGGCACAAAGACACACGCUUCACCAGAGAAGAGCCGGCAGAUGAGCAGCGACGGCGCCAGCGACCUCAGAGUGCCUCUGAACAGCGACGUAUGGUCGCUAGGAUGCGUGUUCUCCAUCGCCGCAACGUUCGUGAUACUCGGUGCGCAAGGGGUACUUCAAUACGACCGCCUCCGCUUGGUGACGCACCAUAUCCGUACCGAAUCUGAAAGCGACGUGUUCCAUGAUGGCAACGAAGUCCUGCCAGAAAUACUGGCUUGGCAUGAUUACCUGUGUGCCUUGAGACGCGAAAACGAUACGCUUACACCUGCGAUUCUCAAACUGGUGAGCACGCAUAUGCUCGUAGGAGACAGCAAUGUCAGAGCAGAAGCGGCUGGAGUGAUCAAGUUGAUGACCGAAACUAUAGGCAAAUUCAUCGACAAGUGUCCAGGGUUGCCUUUUGAAAUCAAUGUAUUUCUUGAAGCUCUUGAGCAACAAGUCCGUUCCGAGCGGCAUCUCCAGCUCGGUAGCGACGGCGACACUGAUUUGGAGGAAGACCCCGGAGACAGCUCUGCUUUGCAAUCAUCAAACUUGCAGAGACCGUUCAAAAGCACCCAGAGACUUCUUUCACAACCGAUAUUGCCUACCAUUCAACGCAAGGAGCUAGAUCAGUAUGAAAGUACUGCAGUCCCCUCAUCGGAUAGGCACCUGAAGCGUCCAACAGCGGCGCUGUCUGCCCCCGACUCUCUGUUUCUCACAGAGAACGGACGCGUGUCUGACAUGUGGAAGGUCAGAAAAGAGCUGGAAGCCCUUCAAAAGGACACGAGUCUGUCAGGGCUGCGAAGCAAGUUGGGGUUUCUGGGUCAUCGAAAGGGGAAGUCGGUCAAAGAGGAAAAACAACGGUCCAAACGAGAUGAAUUGGAGGACUUUUACAAUGGCCGAGACAUAGUAUUCCUCGUGGACAACGGACCCACAAUGCUGACGUAUUGGAAACUUGCCACGAACUUGGUUGAAGUCCUAGCCUGGUGUGCACUAGGCUGUGACGACGAUGGAAUGGAGCUGUACUCCACCAACCCGGAAAGCAAGGCUCAGGUCAAACAGAAGAAGAAUCAGGAGGUAGGACAGUUCGUCAAAGCUAUGAACAGUGGAAAGCCAAGCUUGAAUGCACCGCAACCCAAGACAACAAUUAUACCCGCCCUUCGACGCAUCCUGACGAGUUACGAAGAAGCUUCCCAGCCGAAGAACAAGACCAUCAUCGUAUUGACGGAUGGCGUCUGGGAAGAUAUCAUCGAGGAUGGGGUUGACACGGAAAGACUCUCGCAAUCCCGCCCUAUGACCUUCCAAUUCAUUCGAUUCGAUCACGAUCCCGUCGGAAUGGAGCGACUAAGGCGCCUUGAUGAUGACAUGAUAGCGCAGGGCUACCCAGACCUAGUCGACACCGAACCUGCUGCUGGGGACAUCUAUAAGAUGUUCCUGGGCAGCCUUUCUGACGCUAUGGAUCAAUCCAAGAAUAUCGUGAACAGCGCUUCGCGAUACUCCUAUCACCCAUCGCUGUCUCCGGGGUCUCCCUCCCAUCCGCUUAGUCCCAUCCAUUCGUUCUCCGCGACGCUCGGCACUACGGCCAACGAAUAG